UUUAUUAUCUGCGGAUAACCAUUUGUUACCCGUUAGUUAUCCGUGAGUAUUAGAGAUCCUAUGUAGGACACUUUCUAGCAUCAACCACCACUUUGCGUGUUUGUAUAUAUAGCAAGUACAUGAAUUUUCUCACUCAUACACUUCAAAAUUCAAUAAUUCUAUGAAUUGCUUAGUGUUGCCAUUAUCGUUGAUCCGAAGACGCUCCAUGAGAUAUCAGCACCUAAGCAAGGAGAAAGAAUCUGAAAACCCUAUAACCGUGGUGGUCGGAAAAGAGAAAAGGGUGUUCCUUGUGGAGCCUUUCAUAUUAGAGGAGAACCCCUUUCGGGUGUUGAUGGACACGUCGAAGAGGAAGAUGGGAAAAGAUCCAAAGGACAAGGAUAAUCAUCAUCUCCAUCAUAAACGUAAUAGAGUGGUCUUGGUCGAUGUUGAUGCGAUUUUGUUCGAGCACAUGCUCUGGCUCAUGUAUAAUGAUUUCUCUUCUUUCUUCAACCUUAAUUUGAACGACAUUAUUGACUUCUACGCUCAGGAUGUUUAAUCCUAACACUGUUACUUAUGAGCUGUACAUUAACGUAGAAAGCAUACUAUGUUUUAGUGAUUUCAGUUAGGCUUAAAUAUGUA
Molecule: messenger RNA, 618 nt
Organism: Vigna unguiculata (cowpea)
Lineage: Eukaryota; Viridiplantae; Streptophyta; Magnoliopsida; Fabales; Fabaceae
Biological process (GO): response to auxin
Source: RefSeq, a predicted model, not a curated record